GUAUAAAAAUUAAUUUUCCUUUUAGAAGAAAUACAAAAUAGCAUUAGAAUCAUUAUUUGCAUUUAUUAUUAAGAUGAAAGAUUUAAAAGAAAUGGCUAUGAUACUAAAAGAAUAUGAUUUUUCAGGUCAUAGACUUCGGAUCAUCGUGUUAUGAACAUCAGAGAGUGUAUACCUACAUCCAGUCUCGUUUUUAUCGGGCUCCUGAAGUAAUUCUUGGAGCGAAAUAUGGGAUGCCAAUCGACAUGUGGUCUUUGGGUUGCAUACUUGCAGAACUUUUAACAGGAUUUCCUCUUCUUCCUGGUGAAGACGAGGCUGACCAACUCGCUUGCAUAAUGGAACUACUUGGUAUGCCUCCGCAGAAGCUUUUAGAUCAAUCAAAACGCGCUAAGAAUUUCAUAAGUUCAAAGGGUUAUCCUCGUUAUUGUACAGCGACCGCUUUGGCAGAUGGUACAGUAGUGUUAAGUGGCGGGUUGAGUCGCAGAGGCAAGCCAAGAGGCCCACCUGGAUCGAAAGAACUUAAACGGGCGCUUAAGGGUUGUGAUGACCCACUGUUUCUAGAUUUUAUUAAGCGCUGUUUAGAGUGGGAUCCUGAUGUACGUAUGACACCUGCGGCUGCAUUACGUCACGCAUGGCUUCGUAGACGUUUACCCAGACCUCCGCAAGAGAAGAGCGAGCCCACAAGAACUCCGACCGGCUUGCGUACCCCCAAAAGUAACACGUUGCUAAGUAGUAACAGCAAUAAGGUACGUGUACAACUUAGCGAUGAAAGAUCGGCAACAUUACAUUCUCAACAUAGCACGCAUUCAGGGAAGUUGCCCCCUGUCACGUAGCCUAUUUCUGAUGUGGUACUACAUGUGAUUCUAGGUUAAUUCUAAGUAGUCAAUGACUGUGUUUUUAACACAUAUCGUGCGUAGUAUUGUGAUUGCAUUAAUAGUUACUACCAUUAAAGAUGGUGACUUAAAGCAAGAUGCACACAUGUAUUUGAGUGUUUGUAAGUGUUAGUAACUUACAAUGAUUUUAUAACGUUUCGAUAAUCCAUAGAGUAAAUAUUAAUAUGUAUAUGUCUACCCUGACAAACCCAAUUUCAAACUAUUAAAUACAUCUCUUUAAAACCGCCUCUCAUAUGUGAAAAUUAAUGUAAACGCUAAUUUGUGUUCUCUCCUUUUUAUUAGCUUCUUAUAAUCAUUCUUUUCCGUGUACUUUAUUAUGAUAUUUUCUUGAAAAGUAAUGUAGAUUGACUUUGUGGUUGGGUGUGAUAGGGAAAUAUAUACGUGUUAAUUCAUAAUAAGCAGAAUUUAGUAAUCAAAGAUAAUUUAUUUAAUAGGCGUUGGCUUGCAUCCAUUAAUUAAAAGUCGUCUGGAUUUGAUUUUGCAAGUUAGACUGUUCUGACACUGUCGUUUAUAUAUUUUUAUUGUGCAAUAAUUUAUUAACUAACCAAAAGUUAGUCCUGUUUGAUUUAAAGGAUCUUGAAAGUAGUGACACAAUGUUUAAAGUCUUAAUGUGGCAAUAAAUUAACAUUUUCAAAAGUAAACCAAAGGAUAAGAAGAUAUCAUACAGAUUUCUUGUGCUAUAUCCCUUUUCUUUUUUCUUUAACUACGUUUUAUAUUUAAAACUUACCAUAUUUGAUAAAUUUAUGAAUUAACAUGGUAUAACAAUUUUAAAAAGGUAAUAUGUGAUAUAUUAAUUGCGAGUGAAUAAGAAAUUUUUAUUGUACCUGAAAGUGAUAUAAGUUAGGUGUUUGCUUUCAAGAUUCAUUAAAAAUUCUUUAACCGAAGUUAUAUACUUAACGAUUAGUAAUUUUGUGCAAGUUAUGGAGCUGUAUUGGAUUUAAGCUGAAUAAUUAUUAUUUGCUCAAUAGUUAAGCUGCAUUUGAAAAGUAAAGAAAAAACAAUGGGUCUUAAUACUAAUAAACUUUUGUAUAUUUGAUAAUAUAAUAUCUCUUAGAAACUGAACCGCAGUGAUAGAUCUACGUUUUUCAAGGUUCGUACAUAAUUUUAAAUUAAAUUCAGGGUAUAGGCUCGAUUCUUGAGCAACGUGACUGCUUAUGAUAUUUCAGUAGCAUGCUACAUUUACAUUGCAUUUAUUUUCGGUAGUAGCAGAAGUCAACUUUUAACACACUGUUAUAUUUUUUCUUCAGAAAUGUAAUAAUUAUAAUGGUUUCUUUUUGUGGUUCCACACACAAUCAUCUUAAAGGUAUUUUAAAAUUAAUGAACAUUAGGCAUUUCUCACAAGUAAAAUAUUUUAUUCACGGAACCGCUUAUUUGAAAGUUGUUAUUAAAAGAUAAUUUUAUUACAUUGCUUUCAAAAUUUCAGAUUCAUAUGUAAUUAAGGGCCAAUAACUCUUACACUUCCUAUUGCUGUGUGUUAUAGUGUUAUAUAACACAAGGGUUUAGCAAAGAAACACAUUAAUGAACAAAAAGAGAAUAGAAGAACAGAAAUAUUGUAUGUAUAUAAUAGGGCUUAUAUUUAAUCAUUUUAAAAAUACUUCACACAUUUUGCAUAAAAAUCAACUUGCAUUAUUCAGAUCUAAUGCAGUAAAUAUUCCUCAAAAUACUGUUGUAACAAUUUUUUUAUAUAACUACUGAUAACCGACAUCCAAACAGAUACUUAUAGUUAUUGUACUUUUUGUUUUUUUUUAUAAAAAGGUAGAUUUUUAGCAACAAAAUUGAGCAUUUCUAGAACACAAUAUUCUUCUUUAUAUCGAAUUAUUUCGUUUUAAAGUAAUUUACCAGUAUAAUGGCAUAUUUAAAAGUAUGCCAGUUAUAUGGAAAAAUGAGUGUUAAAAAUUAAAUUUUUUCAUCCCGAUUUUUGAUCUGCGUCUGUUUUACGAUUACAUGAUGAUUAAUACUUAAUUUUUUUUUGUAGCCUUUACAAGUCUCGUUAAGAUUAAUUUCCGUUUUAUUUCGAUUUAAUUCACUUAUUUUAUUUUCAAUUUUCCAAACCGUUC
Molecule: messenger RNA, 2947 nt
Organism: Agrilus planipennis (emerald ash borer)
Lineage: Eukaryota; Metazoa; Arthropoda; Insecta; Coleoptera; Buprestidae
Product: dual specificity tyrosine-phosphorylation-regulated kinase 2
Exons: 1
Coding region: 114-830 (238 amino acids)
Biological process (GO): peptidyl-serine phosphorylation; peptidyl-threonine phosphorylation
Cellular component (GO): nucleus
Molecular function (GO): ATP binding; protein serine/threonine kinase activity
Source: RefSeq, a predicted model, not a curated record